Drosophila navojoa is the source of this 482-nucleotide messenger RNA. RefSeq lists its product as uncharacterized. NCBI's taxonomy places the organism in Eukaryota, Metazoa, Arthropoda, Insecta, Diptera, Drosophilidae. The record is from RefSeq and is a predicted model, not a curated record.
GACCAGUUAAAGGCAACGCUUCAGCAGCAGGAACAACGACAGCCACAACAAGAACAACAGCGAGAGAGUCUCAGAGGGCCAGAGGAUGCCGGAAACUCUGCCAGCAACCGCAACGGUGACCGCCAGCAGCAUCGAUUGCACAGUUGCGGUGCUUAAGGUGCCAACGCCCACGAUGCAAAUGCCGCAGGCGUGCAAUCUACAGAGCCUCGGCAUCAUAAUGGAGCCGAACAAUAUCAACAUUGAGCUGAAUCCUGCGGCAACAACGUCCAGCCUAAAGCGCUGCUUGCGUGUGCGAUUCCCCCGAACCCUGACCCCGAGCCCCUAACCCCGAACCCCGAACCCAGCCCAAAAACAACUCAACUCCAGCUCCAUGCUCGGACAGGACGAAUCCUGUGCACAAUGCUCACAUGCUUUUAAGCUUUCACUCUGAGGCCGCCUGUGCACAGUGGGCUACGGCUGAUUUGUUUGGCAAAUGGACUUAA